AUGGAAACUGAAUCGUCAGCUGGAGGAGGAUCGAGCGCGGCUUCGGAACUUGGAGACUACCGAUUCGUGUAUAUGUCGAGGUGGUCUACAGAAGACUCGACAGAGCUCGUGGAGUGCAAACACCGACUCUUGGGUCAUCUUGAUGUUAUCCGGCGGAACCAGUACUUUCUGGAGCAGACGAUAACAUCAAGCGAGAAACAAGCCAUCGACAGAGAGAAAGUGCCCACGUCGUUGUGGAAUUUGUCGAUGACCACAAACUUGAUCCUUGCUGUCAAAGAAGUUACGGCGAUGUUUUCCUCGUCCAUGAUUCGGUUUGACCUCUCGGAGAGAGCCUACAUUCAUACCAUGGAUGCUGUCCAAGAGUACUUGCGGGAACCAUUUCUCACGUCAGGGCAAUACAAGAAUGUCCUACAAGUAUUGGAGUGCUCGUGGACACAGCUUCUUCUCCCGGCCCUUUCAACCUCUGCAGAACCCUAUGCAGAGACAUCGAUACCACCCUCCAGCUCCCUCCCCAUUGCUCGAUUUGGUGUUGCUGCCCAGCAUCAGAUCCUUCAAAAGCAACAGCACCGUGGCAGCAGUGGAGAAGCACACCAAUCCCGCUGCCUUGGAGGCCUACUCCGUAUCCUGUUGCGUGCUCUGACGCAGACUCUCGAUGCGAUUCUACGGUCGAACACAUCACCGCAACAGCAAGUAGAACAACAACAGCGUCAGAACCAGCCUAGCGGAGUUGGCGGCGAUGGUGGCGCAUAUCGUUUUGCGAGAAAGACCCGACUGACUGGAAAGACUCAGGCUGCAGAACGAGUGGAGCAAAUACGGAAAUCCCUUGCGAGUAGACAGGUUACGGAGCAACGGCAACAGCAGCAGGAAGAGAGGUGUGGGCAGAUGGUGGAGAUUGCAUGUGGGCUUUUGAUUGCAUAUCGACAGUCGUCUUUGAUUAUGGCCGAGCGUCUUGAGCGGAGGCGAGAACAAUGUCCAAGUGGCAGCAGCGAUAGUGGAGCCAUGAAUGAGCUUCAGGACAGUGCCGACAGUGACAGCAGCAGUCUACGCUUCAGUAGUGCUGAUAUGACUGCAAUCGCCUGA
This is a messenger RNA of Linnemannia hyalina, 1080 nucleotides long. The record is from the annotation of a GenBank genome assembly. NCBI's taxonomy places the organism in Eukaryota, Fungi, Mortierellomycota, Mortierellomycetes, Mortierellales, Mortierellaceae.